Molecule: messenger RNA, 4905 nt
Organism: Thecamonas trahens ATCC 50062
Lineage: Eukaryota; Apusomonadida; Apusomonadidae
Exons: 1
Coding region: 1-4905 (1634 amino acids)
Cellular component (GO): Ski complex
Molecular function (GO): protein binding
Source: RefSeq, a predicted model, not a curated record
AUGUCGACAAAGAAGCAGCUCAAGGCAGCCAAGAAGGCCCUUGCGCAGCAGGACUACCCAAGUGCGCUCUCUGCAGCUGAAGAGGUGCUUUCCCACGAACCGACCAACUACCAUGCUCUGGUCUUUGCGGGCAUGGCCACUGUGCGACUUGCCGAGGAAGACGGCGAGCUGACAACGACGACGACGACGACCACCGCCGCCACCGCCUCUGCCGCCUCCGCCGCCGCCACCAGCAAUGACAAAAAUAUGUUUGCCACGGCAGAUACCGUCCUCAUGCCGAACGCCGACUCGACGACAGACGCCCCCACCGGCUCGUCCUCGACCACCGACUCGCCCUCGCCCUCGACCACUGGCUCGUCAUCGCCCCGGAUGGCGGCGGCUGUCGAGUACUAUACAAGGGCUACACGCGCUCAAAUGGAUCUGCCUCAGGCUUGGCAGGGCCUCUUUGAGCUCUAUACGCUCACCUCUAACUUUGAUGGCCUCCAUCCGGUCAUCGAUGCUCUGCUGCCGCUGCUGCCAGACUCUCCGCCAGCAAAGUACCCGGCAUGGGCUGCUGUCUCGCUUGCACUGCGGCGGCAGUGGGAGGCCGCACUCGCUACCUGGGCUGACGUUGAUGACGCCGACAAGGCUGCGAUGGUCGACGGAGGUACCCUUCCAGCCUUUGCACCUCCGCUAUUUGCGCUAGUCUCGGCUCUGCACGCCCUGGGAGGCCUCGACGACAUGCUUGAGGCCGCUGUUGCGGCCUCGUCGUCAGGCACCAAGAAGAAGUCGAUGAUGGUCGUCGGCAUGGCCUCCAAGCGCCGCGCCGCCGCCGCCAAGGCCCGCAAGAAGGUUGCCGCUCUUGCCACCGUCCUCCCCACACAGCUUCCAUGCGUUCUCGAGAACCUGGUUGCUUUCCUCGCUGCCAACCACGCUCUCGUGUUACCGGCCGCCCUCCUGGCCCCGUCCGAGUGGGAGCUUGUCCAGGCGCUCGCCGUCACUGCCAUUGAGCUUGCCGCACCCGAUGCGCUCCCACUCCCGCGGCUCGCUGCCGCUGCUCGCCGGGUUGUCCCGCGGCUCACCGCCCAGCUCGGUGCCAUCGAUGCGUCGUCCCUCACCGCCGCUGACGUUCUUGCGCUCGUCAACGAGUGGGCGACUCGCCCGCCGGCCGGUCAGGCUGUCGACGCCACCGAUCUCACCGCCGCGCUCGAUUGUAUCGCCACUGCUCUCGCUGCCGACGCGUCCGAUGCUGCCCGUGUUGCGUCGUCUCUUGACGAUUGCACUGCGCUUGCUGACACUGCCGAGCUGCCCAAGCCACUCGCCCGGGCGCUGACCAACCUCGGCAUUCCGCACGCGUACAUUGCGGUGGCGUCACGGCUGCCGGUCUCGUCGGCUAGCCUCGCAGCGUCGCUGUACAAGUCUGCGGCAACGGCUGCCGAGCGUCUUGCUGCCGCGUAUGGGUCGCCGGCCGCGCAACUGCUUGCCACGCUGCAGCUCUCGCAGGCGCGCGAGCUGAUCAAUGGGCCUCGUCCACGGCCGGCGGCAGCCAUUGCUCCGCUUACGGCGGCGCUCGCGGCUGGGCCCCAUCCCGAGGCGCUCGCACUCCUUGCCUCGGCCCACUACACUCUCGGCCACUUUGCCGACGCCGCCCCACUGCUGGCACAGAUUGCCGAGCCGAGCCCGGCUGAGCUCGAGGCGCUCGGCUGGUCCCACUACCAGCUCGGUGAGCUCCCGGCAGCCUCUGACGCGCUCGCCGCGAGCGUGGCUGCUGAGCCCGGCCGCGCAUCGGCGCAGCUGCGGCUAGGCAUCGUGUACCUCGAGCGCGGCGGUGAUUUUGCCACCGAGGCGCCGUACGCACAGACUGCGCUGCUCAAGGCAGCACGACUGGACGCCAGCUCAGCCGACGCUUUUCACCACCUUGGGCGGUUCUACGCGCCGUCCAACCCCGACAAGGCCAUGCGAUGCUUCAAGAAGGCGCUCGCGCUCGAGCCAGACCACGCCGAUGCCGCGUCGGCGCUUGCUGCCAUCCUCCUCGCCGCCGACGACAUGCGCGCCGUCAUCGACCUCGCCCACCACACCCUCGCCCAGCGGCAUGACCCCAAGUGGGCGCACCGACUCGUCGGCCUCGACCUUUUGGCACAGCUCACGCACCCACCGGCAGCUACCGGCUACACCCCCGCCGAGGAAGAGGGCCUCCUCCUUGCUGCUAUGCCGCAUCUCCAGCGCGCGCUGCGAAUCGACCCUGACGACGCACAGCUCUGGGAGACCCUCGCCUUUGCCUACUGGCGAUCCGGCAAGUACGCGGCCGCACUCAAGGUGGUGAGCCACCUCCGCGAGAGCCCGGGCCUCGGAUCCGACCUUGCCCGGUUCAUCGAAGCCUCACUUUGUGCCAUCCUCGACAUGCGCGCGCAGGCCGAGACUGUCUUUGCCUCGCUCCUCCGCGACGCACCCGACUUUGCGCCGGGCCUCCUCGGCUACGCCUCGUUCCUCAUCACUGCCGCCCGCCGGUACACGGCCUCGCCGUUUGCGCCACAGUUUGCGGCAGCGUCGGCCGCCCUGACCAAGGCUGCUGACCUUGCCCGCACCGCCGCUGUCCUCGUUCCCACCUUGGUCCUCCCGCGCAAGCUACUUGGAGAUGCGGCGCUGGGUCUUGCGCGCAUUGUCAAGACCUCUGACGCGACCACAGCUGCAGCCCAGCUGCGCCGCGCCUCGCGUGCGUAUGCCACUGCGCUACGCGCCGCGCCAGGCACCGGGAUGCUCUGGCAUGACCUCGCCGUGGCGAGCGGUGUGGAGGAGCCGUUGGCCGCCGCAGCUGUGCUUGAGCCGAGUGCGUAUACAGUUCCUGCGGCUCGCGGCGUCCUGCUCGCUGCGACCGACACGCUCGCAGCGCAGUCAGCACUCGCAGAGGCGACAGCCAAGGCUGGUCGGGUGCCGGACGUGAGUGUGGCGUCCAACUUGGCGGUUGUUGGUGCCCUCAACUACGCCGCCGGCAUGGUCGACGCCCAAGGUGUCGUCCGUCAGCUCGCGGCGGUUCAGGUCGCUGAUCCCGAGUCGUCGCUUCCGUGGACGCUUCGUGCCGCCGCCGGCAUCGAGUGCUCCUCGGUUACCGAAGUCCACAAGGCGCUGCAGGCGGCAGCACUGGCCGGCGUCCGCCCGCGCGAGGCGGGCUUUUACGCGCACACUCUCGAGCCGUACCCGGCCUACGCAGCAUCGGUUCUCGCUGCAGGAAGCCAGUACCUCAAGGUCGCACCCAACUGCGCGGCGAGCCACGCGCUGGUGGGCCGGCAGCGCGAGUUGCGCAACGAGCCGGGCCUCGCGCUCCCGCACUACAUGGCGGCCGUGGCCCAGGCACGCAAUGUUGCUCCCGAAGUUGGCGGUGGCCUCGUCCUCAACGCAGCGCGGGCAGCAGUGGCGGCCGGCGCGCCGAUGGAGGCGUUGGCGCUGCUUGACGCACUCGACGCCGGGACGGCUGUUCCGGGCUACACGUCGGUGUCGGUCUGGCCGCUGCGGCUCCGCGGCCUCGCUCUCUACCACGCCGGACGGCACCAAGAGGCGAUUGCGGCGUAUCAGGCGGCGUAUGCUGGCGGGCGGCCCGAGGAGCAAGCGGACGUUGCCGUGGAACUUGCAAAGGUUGCCUUUGCGCUCGACAACGUGCCAGUGGCAACGCAGUACCUCGAGCUCGUCCUCAGUAGCUCUCCCCAACACGUGCUGGCAGCGGCGACGCUCGCAGAGAUCCUGGCGUGCACCGGGGCGUACGAAAAGGCGCAGGCCAUGGCGGCGCGACUGCGUGGGACCGGCCAAAGCCUCGAGCCUGCUGGCUAUGUUCUGAUGGCGAACAUUGCGGCGGCGGCCGGCGACGCCCGGGCCGCGUCGCGGUUUGUGCAGUACGCUCUCCACGUAGACCCGAGCAAUGCCGGGAGCUGGAACGCGCUCGCCAAGCUGUGGAUGCAUACCGAGCUUGGGCAGGCCGGGCGGGCGGUGCGGGUGGUGGCGGUGGCGACGGCGACGGCAGCCAAGUUGCCGGCGAGCCGGAGCCAGGCACUCGAGCAGCUGUCGCUUGCGGCGACGGCGCGGCUGCACCGCGGGCUCUCGCCCACAGCUGGCGUGCGCUACGGCGAUGUCACCGCGCUCCGUGCCGCGCUUAACGAAGCGUACUCGCUAGCGACGCGGAUGGUGCGGCUCGAUCCCGAGUCGUGGCACGCAUGGCUGGUGCUAGCGACAGCGCUGCGUGCACGCGCGGUCGCUGGCUGUGGCGAGCCGCUAGCGCCCGGGCGGGUGCGUGCAACGCUCGACCGCGCGUGUCAGCUGGCAAGCCAGAGUCGCGGCUCGCAGCAGCCGCUGGCGCUGACCUCGAUGGCGCUGGCGUCGCACCUCCUCACCGAGUACGUUGCGACCGACUCGUGCAUUCCGGGCCUGCUGCAAGAGGGCGUGAACGCGGCGUCGGUGGCACUGGGUGUGUAUGGGCAGGAGAGCCCUCAGGCUGCGCCAGCGAUGGUGCUGCUCGGCCGGGCCCGGCUGAUGCUGGGCGAUGUCGCGGCGGCACGCGAGUCGCUGCUUGCUGCGCUGCGUGUCGAUCCGCAACACAUGCGAGCAUGGGAGGCGCUGGGCACAGUGUACGGGGUGAUGGGCGCGCCUGCCGCGGCGGAAAAGGCGUUCCGACAGGCCAUGCGGUUUGCGCAGGCUGGCGCCGGGCGAGUUGUCCCGCUCCUCCGCGCGGUCCUGGUCCAUCUGCAGGCCGGCGACCUAGAUGCGGCCCGCGGGCCGCUGAAGGAGGCGGUCAAGCGCGAGAAGAAGUCGCCGCUGGUGGCUCUGUUCAAAGGUGCGGUGCUGCUCGGCGACGGGCAGGGCCAGCAGGCACGCGAGGCGCUGCAGACAGCGCUGGCAGCCAACGCUGGUCUCGAGGCUGUUGUCGACGGACUCCUCUGA